CAAAAAACAAUUUCUCUCAUCUUUUGUUCUAUACUACUCUCACAAAACACAACACACACACAAAAAAACAAAAAAAAAAAAAACACUUACCAAACUCCUUCUGAUCAAAUUCCAAAUUCACACAGAAAUGUUUAACUUCAAUUUCAUGGAUCCUGAUUUCUUCUCAAGAAGAUGUGUUUGGGUGAAUGGACCUGUGAUUGUUGGAGCAGGUCCAUCUGGGCUGGCUGUUGGAGCUUGCCUGAAAGAAAAGGGUAUUCCUUUUGUCAUCUUGGAAAAGGCUGAUUGCAUUGCUUCCUUGUGGCAAAAACGUACUUAUGAUCGCCUCAAGCUUCAUCUCCCAAAGCAAUUCUGCCAGCUUCCCAAUUUCCCUUUCCCUGAUCAUUACCCCGAGUACCCAUCCAAGAAACAGUUCAUUGACUACCUCGAAUCAUAUGCCAACCAUUUCGACAUCAAGCCUCAGUUCAACGAAUGUGUUCAAUCUGCUAAGUACGAUGAGGCUUGCAAACUGUGGAGGGUCAAAACCGUUGCCGGAAACGGCGCCGAGGUUGAGUAUAUUUGCCAGUGGAUUGUUGUCGCAACAGGGGAAAAUGCAGAGCGUGUUGUCCCUGAAAUCGACGGCCUAAAGGAAUUCUGUGGAGAAGUUCUUCACGCCAGUGAUUACAAAUCAGGUGAAAAAUACAAAGGAAAGAAAGUUCUCGUUGUUGGUUGCGGUAAUUCCGGCAUGGAAGUCUCUCUAGAUCUCUGCAACUUCGAUGCUCAUCCUGCCAUGGUUGUUCGUAGCUCGGUUCAUGUCUUGCCUAGAGAAAUUUGCGGCAGAUCAACAUACGAGUUAGCCAUGUUCAUGCUAAAAUGGCUACCCCUUUGGCUGGUUGACAAAAUCUUGUUGAUUUUGACAUGGUUCAUCCUCGGAAGCAUUGAGAAAUAUGGUCUGAAAAGACCAUCAGUUGGUCCUUUGCAACUCAAGAACCAAAGAGGAAAAACCCCUGUUUUGGACAUUGGUGCCUUGGAAAAAAUCAGGGCAGGAGAAAUCGACAUCGUCCCAGGAAUCAAGAGAUUCACUUGUGGGAUGGUGGAACUCGUUGAUGGUCAAAUGCUUGAAGUUGAUGCAGUUGUUUUGGCCACUGGAUAUUGCAGCAACGUUCCCUAUUGGUUACAGGUGAGAAAAAUGUUCCAAACUAAUGUUACAUUCAAUUAAUUUAAGUUCUCAAAAAUGUUUCUCCCAAACAAUAAAACAGACUGCUAAAUUUGUUCUGGGAUUUUUUUUGUUUAGCAGGGAAAUGAUUUCUUCUCAAAGGAAGGGCUCCCAAAAUCACCAUUCCCAAAUGGAUGGAAAGGAAAAGAUGGAUUAUAUGCAGUUGGGUUCACGAGGAGAGGGCUUGCUGGUGCUUCUGCUGAUGCUACUAAAAUCGCUAGUGAUAUUAGCAAAGUUUGGAAGGAAGAUUUGAAGCAGAAGAGGCAAAAAGUUCCCACUCACAGACGCAGCAUUUCUACGUUUUACUGAUUCCCCUGUUUUUCUAUUUUUUUCCACCUCUGACCUUUUUAACAAAAUUCUUUUAUUCCUUUGCCAUUUGCAAAAGGGCUAAAUACCAAAAUAUUAGAUUAGAGGUAGUGAUUUAGUAGUAUAUUUGUGUAGCAAAAAAAAAUAUCAAGUAAAAAAAAGACCAAAAAAAAAAAUAAAAAAAAUUGCAGAUAGCAUAUAUAGAUUAGCAGCCCUCUCCUGAAAGCCCACUGAAUUUUAGUAAUGGUUGGGCAUUUUGUACACAUAAGGAUGAUGAGGCUACCUUAUUAUUCUUUUUUCUCCCCUCUCCACAUCCAUUUUUUUUGUAGUUCUCUUUUUGU
Molecule: messenger RNA, 1839 nt
Organism: Oldenlandia corymbosa var. corymbosa
Lineage: Eukaryota; Viridiplantae; Streptophyta; Magnoliopsida; Gentianales; Rubiaceae
Source: the annotation of a GenBank genome assembly